This is a messenger RNA of Pomacea canaliculata, 2810 nucleotides long. Its product is annotated as folylpolyglutamate synthase, mitochondrial-like. The coding region runs from base 1095 to 1796 and encodes 233 amino acids. The transcript is spliced from 12 exons. Gene Ontology annotation, cellular component: cytoplasm; cytosol; mitochondrion. Gene Ontology annotation, molecular function: ATP binding; tetrahydrofolylpolyglutamate synthase activity. The record is from RefSeq and is a predicted model, not a curated record. Gene Ontology annotation, biological process: tetrahydrofolylpolyglutamate biosynthetic process. NCBI's taxonomy places the organism in Eukaryota, Metazoa, Mollusca, Gastropoda, Architaenioglossa, Ampullariidae.
GACCUCGCCAGGCAGACGGGGCUGUCGGCAAUAAGAGUGCGGGAGUGGUUUUCAAACCGCCGGGGGACGUGGCGGCGAGAACAGGCGGCCAGAGCAGACGAGUAACCCUCUCCUUCUGUGGAGAAAUGGGCAGCUCCAGUGGGUGUGAUUCUGGCACUACUUGCCAUCAUUGCAGUUGUUGGCAUUUAUAUUCUUCACAAAAGAAAUAGAGGGUACAUGCUGCUGAACUAGAGCCUCCAAACUUACAAGAUUUUGAAAACCCAUCUGGGAUGAUUACAUUCAGCACAUCAGGAUCAGUUGAUAACCCUCUCUACACAGAAGCUUAAUAAACAGCUGGUGUCCACUUUACACUUGGGCAUGAAAAAAAAGUACUUCAUUUUCUUGCACCACUAGAAAGUAUAAGUCUUUUAAGUGUACGUACCAUACUUGACCCCCACCUCAUUCCCUCACAAGUUCUUCGGUAGUGCUUUAAAUUCUUUUCAACUCCUGCAGCACAUGCGUACACCCACAAUAUACGUCUAGGCAUUCUCCCCACCCGUGAAACACAAACCUAGAGAAUAGUUAGCACAGAUGGUCCCAAGAAAGUCGGACUUGUGCACGCGCUCACACUACAUGCACUAUCGUACCGGAUGUGACCUCCCUUCCGCCAAAAUGGCUGCCUCCUACUGUGGUGACUUCACUGUUGCAAUGAUGGCCGCUCUAUCUCAUGGCUCUUCCGGAUCCUUAGAUGGGCGAUCGAUAGCACAUGCCUAUACUAUUCUUUCCCCCUGUGGUACGUUUAAGUUGGUGUGAUCAAGGUCCAGCGAUGCAAUACCACAAACCACUGGUCUGCGGACUACAUUGGUGCUGUACUGACCGCCAAUGCCAACCUCAAGAAGAACUACAUCCACUUUUUCAAGAACAAGUAUAUAUGAAAGGCUUUAUUGGGAAGUACACUGGAGGAGAUAGCAUGGCAUAAGGCUGGAAUCUUUAAGGCUGGAAUCACAGGUAUUACAGUGCCAGAGACUGACUUGGCUCUAGAUGUGAUCCUGAAGCGCUCUCAGGAGAUUGGGUGUCCCUUAUACGUGGCUGAACCCUUAACUGCAGAAGAUCUGAUGGCUUACAAGUUGCUGCUAGGGAUCGCUGGGGACAGACAGGUGUAUAAUGCAGCAUUAGCUGUUCAUCUUUGCCAGGUGUGGCUGAACAGCAGAAAUCCAGGUCUCAGAGGUCAGAUAUACCACUUGAAAAACCAACCACAAGUGACAUCUAUCUCUAGCAUUCCUCGUUUAAACACAAAUCAGCUUACAAGAGAGAUGAUAACUGGUCUGUCCCAGUGUAGUUGGCCUGGUCGUAAUCAGACAGAUCAGACAGUUCGUAAACCAGGUGUUACUUACUACCUUGAUGGUGCACACACCACUGACAGCAUGCAGGGGCAAAGUAUAUCGUUUCCUUGUCUUCAAUAUGACAGGAGAUCGUCUGUGUCAACAUUACUCGAAUAUUUAAAGGGAUGUGGCUUUAACAGCGCAGCAUUUUGCCCAAACAUUUUGUCUACAACUGCUAGUGAAAACAUUCCUGACCAGAUAAAUCUGACUGUGGAACAAAACACCAUGUUGAAGACAAGUGCACGCAAUCGAAUGACCUGGGAUGAUCUUAUGAGCAACAGACUUUACCCUCGGCUGCCAGUAGUGCAGCCCAGUGCAUUUCAGCCAAUUUUCCCUGCAUAUCCACAGCCCUCAAAUAGGCCACUCUCAACAGAGACAUGUCUUUCUCAAGUAUUGCAGCAGCUGAUUCACGAAACAAAGAUGACUCCAGGUUGAGAGCUAAUGAGAGUGCUGACCAUGUUCAGGUUCUGGUGGCAGGCAGCCUAAACCUCGUGGGGGGUGUUUUGGAGCUUAUCUAUCCAAACUUUAGUGAUGCACAGUGAUAUUUGCCAACACAGUAUUGACACUGCUGAACAUAAUAUUCAUAACGAUCUGCAGAUUCACAAACUUCAGGGGUGUUGUAUCUUAAUUGUUUCACAGAUAUUGGAAGGUGAUUAACAGUAUUGUUUGUUGUCACUAGCCACUUGCUGUACACAUCCAUAUGGCUUAUUGAUUAAGUUUUAAUGUAGUGCACGGCUUCUUCAGUGUUAACCUGUUGCACAAAAAGGAGCAGAACUACACACAAUAGAAAGAUGAUCCUCAUCUCAAUAAAUUUGCAAAUGUAGGAGACUUUAGCACAGGGCUUAUAACAGUAAACAUGAUCAUCUCCAAGUCUAAUGCAGGAUGAAUGUUUCUUAAAAGUAAAAAUCAUUAUGUUGACAAUAGUGACGCCAGCUAAUUGCUUGGAUUUCAGAUUGCUCUUGUAAGUUACUUCCCUUCCCUUACCAAGUUCUUUGUCGCUAACAUGCUUGGUAUGGUAAGCUUAUAAGAUGUGACAAUUUUAAAAACGUCAUCAAAAUUAGCCUGUGAUCAGUGGGUAUUGCCAUCAGCAAUAAACUGCAGCUUCACUGUUGUCAUUGUUGAUUGUAAAUGUGAAAUGUUGUUCCAUCCAGUUUACCUAAAAUGUGGCCUUUGCCUGUCGUUUACUCAGUCUGUGUUGAUAUUCUCCAUUGUCAUUCAUGUCACUGUAUUUACUUGUAUUUAGAUUGUAUUUAGUACAUUCUAUUUACUUUUUAUACUUGAUUUUUCUAGUGCAAAUAUUGUACAAAUCCCCACAACCCUGUUUCUUUAUUGAUAAAAUGGAACAGGUUACAUAAAAGGAUUUCGCACUCUCAUUUUAUUAUUUUGAACUGUGCAUGUUUAUGAAACGUUGCUCAGUAACAGUGUGAAUAACAAAUCUUUUAAAACAAA